AUUUUCAGUCAUUUUCUAUCUUCUUUUCCAUCAGAAAAACCCUAAACCUGCUCGACAUAUCCCGGAAGAUAGCGCGAUUGAGUCGAAUCUAUUCGAAACGAGCGAGAAUCGAUGAAGGCAGAUGCCGAUGGGCCGCCGAACAGAGAGCUCUAUGCUCUUCUCAACAUAUCACCUGAAGCCUCCACGGAAGAAAUCCGGAAAGCUUAUCGUCAAUGGGCACAAGUCUAUCACCCUGAUAAAUAUCAAGCUCCUCAGAUGAAGGAUAUUGCAACUGAGAAUUUUCAGCGGAUAUGUGAAGCAUAUGAGAUUUUGUCUGAUGAAACAAAGCGGCAGAUAUAUGACAUUUAUGGCAUGGAAGGAUUGACCUCUGGUUUGGAACUUGGUCCAAAGCUGAACAAAGCCGAAGAGAUUAAGGAAGAACUCGAGAGACUACGACAUCAGAAGGAACUAGAAAAGGUUGCAGCCCACAUCCGCCCUUCUGGUUCAAUUCUAGCAAAUUUGUCAUUGCCACAGUUUUUACAGGGUAAAGGCAUUAUGAAAGGAAUGGCUAUGGCAAGUGAAGUUCAGUCUCAAAUAUCCAAAAACAAUGCAAUUGGUAUAGGUGGGAAUUUAGCUGUUAAUGGAAACGCAGGUGGUGGUGUGGCUUCUGUUGUUUUUCGUCAUCAGAUGUCUUCUGUUUCUUCCUUAGAGUUAAUGGGUUCUGUUGGUAUGCGGGCAUUGAUAGGGGUACAAGCAUCUCGCAACUUAUCGCUCCACUCUACUGCAACAAUGGGUCUUGCCAUGUCUCUAAGAGAUGGUUCAAUUAAUCUUUCUAACAUUUGGACCCGCCAACUCUCUGAUACAACAAAUGGAAAUAUUCAGCUGUCUUUGGGUACGGAGUCAUCUGUAGCUGUUGGAUGGCAGAAAAAGGAACAAAAAAUGUCGGCUUCCGGAGAGAUCAAGAUUGGCAUGGGGUCCUUUGGGGCAUCGGCUCAUUAUACUCGCCGCUUUUCAUCAAAAUCUCACGGGCGCAUUGCUAGCAGAUUUGGAAGUACUGCACUUGAACUUGAAGUUGGGGGUGGAAGAAAAAUAUCAGAAUUCAGCACUGUUUGUAUGCUGUACACAGUAGGAGUUCAGGGUAUCUUUUGGAAAUUUGAAUUGCACCGUGGAGGCCAAAAAUUGAUAGUUCCUAUAUUGCUUUCCAGGCAUUUGGACCCUUUGUUUGCAACUGGUGCCUUUGUCAUUCCAACAUCGUUUUACUUUAUAUUCAAGAAAUUUGUCCUGAAACCUUAUUAUCUUAAACGGGAAAAGAUGAAGGCAUUAGAGAAUGCUGAACAAACUAUUACCAAGGUUCGAGAGGCAAGGGCUGCAGCUGAGAAAGCUCAACAUAUAUUAGAGAAUGUUGCCAAUAGAAAAAGAAAUAGACAGCUAGAAACAGGUGGUCUAGUUGUGACAAGAGCAGUAUAUGGAAGUCGCAAAGCACUGAGGAAUCGGACUAAAAAUAUGGAAGAAACUGGAGAUGAUGCGGCUUCUCAAAUCUUGGAUGUAACUCUACCCUUAAAUUUUCUGGUGAAUGAUUCUGGACAACUAAAGCUACACGAGGGUGUGAAGAAAUCUGGAAUAAUGGGAUUUUGCGAUCCUUGUCCUGGAGAGCCUAAGCAGUUGUAUGUUGAGUACACAUUUCAAGGCAAUAAAUUUGAGGCGACUGUUGAUGAUUAUGAGGAGUUGAUUAUACCACAUGAAGCACACAGAAUUUGAUUGCCAUCGAAAUAGAUCCUUGCUGUUUCUCCCAGAAGAAGUGAAAGAAAAAGCUGUAGCCAGCAAUGGACUUGUGAAAUUCAAGCUGAACUCAUACAUACCUGAUUGGCGAUUUUUCAUUGCUUUGCAAUGGCAUUUUAGGAUACCUUGGAUUUUUCUGUGUUCAUUGCCGAACAGCAGAACAGUGAAAGGUUUUGGAAAGCUUUUCCCCUUAAGUGGAGAAAAGGGGAUACACCUUGAAGCUUUGCUCUGCAUGUACAAAAACAAAAAACUCGUGAUCUGUAAUUGAAUAUAGAAUAAGUGAUGGAAAUCCAUUACAUAUUUGAUCAUGAAUAACGAUGGACAUUUGUGUUCAA
Messenger RNA from Ipomoea triloba (trilobed morning glory), 2093 nucleotides. RefSeq names its product chaperone protein dnaJ 13-like. Bases 112 to 1737 code for a protein of 541 amino acids. The record is from RefSeq and is a predicted model, not a curated record. The transcript has 13 exons. Lineage: Eukaryota; Viridiplantae; Streptophyta; Magnoliopsida; Solanales; Convolvulaceae.